AUGUCUAAACCACCACCCAAAAAACAAAUCAUCCUCAACGCUUUCGUCAUGAACACCCCAGGCCACCUAGCCGCAGGUCUCUGGCACCAUCCCCGCAACCACACCUCGCAAUACAAAAGCCUCUCCUUCUGGACCGACCUCGCCCAGCUCCUCGACCAAGCCGGUUUCCACGCCCUCUUCAUCGCCGACACCCUCGGACCCUAUGAUGUCUAUAAGGGUCCCUCAAACUUCGUGCCCGCACUCGCAUCAGGCGCCCAGUUCCCCGUCAAUGACCCCCUAUACCUCGUCCCCGCCAUGGCCGCCGCCACUAAGAACUUGAUCUUCGGCGUCACGGCCAGCGUGACAUACGAAAAGCCAUAUGCGCUUGCGCGUCGCCUCUCCACUGUCGACCAUGUCAGUCAGGGCCGCCUCGCGUGGAACAUCGUCACCUCGUACUUGGAUUCCGCAGCGCAGAACCACGGACUGAAGGAGCAGAUUCCGCACGAUGAGCGAUACGCCAUUGCGCACGAGUACAUGGAAGUGGUGUAUAAGCUCUGGGAAGGUAGUUUUCGAGACGACGCGGUGAUCGAAGACCGUGAGCGAGGCAUCUACAUUGCCGCUGAUGCAGUGAAGGAAAUAAACCAUAAAGGGAAGUAUUUUGAUGUCCCCGGGCCGCAUUUCUGUGAACCGUCGCCGCAGCGGACGCCGUUUUUGUUUCAGGCCGGUGUGUCGGAGGCUGGGAAUGGGUUUGGGGGGAAGCAUGGGGAGGCGAUUUUUGUUGGGGGUCAGACGCCUGAGGGCGUUAGGGCUACGGUUGAGAAUCUGCUGAGGGUGGCGGUGGAGCAAGAGGGUCGGGAUCCGAAUCAUAUUAAGAUUAUUGUCGGGAUUAAUGUGAUUGUGGCGGCGACGGAUGAUGAGGCGCUAGCGAAACGAGACGAGUAUCUGAGGUAUGCGGACGAGGAGGGUGCGUUGGCCCUAUUUGGGGGCUGGACUGGGGUGGAUCUCCCGGGGUAUGCAGACGAUGAGGACUUUCGGUUCACUGAUUCCCCACGAGUACAGUCGCUUGUGCGGCGGUGGUCGGCCACGGUGCCGGGGACGGAUAAUCUUCCGUGGACGAAGAGACGCAUUGUCGAAUACUUGAGUGUCGGGGGAUUAGGGGCGAAGGUUGUCGGUGGCCCGAUAACUGUGGCGGAUGAAUUGGAGAGAUGGGUUGAGAUAUCCGGGGUGGAUGGCUUUAAUCUUGCACAUGUCACCAACCCGGGCACUUUCGAAGAUAUUAUUGAACAUCUCCUGCCUGAGCUCCGUCGCAGAGGUCUGUUUCGGUCGGAGAUACCCCAAGAUGGUGCAACUGCUCGAGAUGUUUUCAUCGGUACGAAACGACUGCCUGAAGAUCACCCUGGCAGUCAAUACAAAUGGCGAGCUGGGGAAUCAAUUCCCAGUACAAACUGA
Molecule: messenger RNA, 1428 nt
Organism: Aspergillus affinis
Lineage: Eukaryota; Fungi; Ascomycota; Eurotiomycetes; Eurotiales; Aspergillaceae
Product: LLM class flavin-dependent oxidoreductase
Exons: 1
Coding region: 1-1428 (475 amino acids)
Molecular function (GO): oxidoreductase activity, acting on paired donors, with incorporation or reduction of molecular oxygen; monooxygenase activity
Source: RefSeq, a predicted model, not a curated record